AGUUGGCAAGAUGGCGCCGGUGGGGGUGGAGAAGAAGCUGCUGCUGGGUCCCAACGGGCCCGCGGUGGCCGCCACCAGCGACCUGACCAGCGAGGAGGAGGAGGGCCAGAGCCUCUGGUCUUCUAUCUUAAGCGAAGUGUCCACCCGCUCCAGGUCCAAGCUGCCGUCCGGCAAGAACAUCCUGGUCUUCGGUAGGCGACGGGGCGCUGGGAUGCGCGAGGCGGCUCUGCUCCCGGCCUUCCGCCCUCCGGUGCGGGAGGACGUCCCGGCUCCUGGCAGGGCAGCCGGGGCGUCGCAGACCCACCACUCCGGACGGUGGGCUGCCGCCCUCCCGGAGAGCUCGGCGGUGCUCG
Dipodomys ordii (Ord's kangaroo rat) is the source of this 353-nucleotide messenger RNA. RefSeq names its product cytoplasmic dynein 1 light intermediate chain 2-like. Gene Ontology annotation, biological process: microtubule cytoskeleton organization; microtubule-based movement. The record is from RefSeq and is a predicted model, not a curated record. Lineage: Eukaryota; Metazoa; Chordata; Mammalia; Rodentia; Heteromyidae. The transcript is spliced from 2 exons. The annotation marks the transcript as partial. Gene Ontology annotation, cellular component: cytoplasmic dynein complex; centrosome. Gene Ontology annotation, molecular function: dynein heavy chain binding.